Molecule: messenger RNA, 1104 nt
Organism: Spea bombifrons (plains spadefoot toad)
Lineage: Eukaryota; Metazoa; Chordata; Amphibia; Anura; Pelobatidae
Product: histidine-rich glycoprotein-like
Exons: 1
Coding region: 1-1104 (367 amino acids)
Source: RefSeq, a predicted model, not a curated record
AUGGCCCCCACAGUAAUUACAGUGAUUACAAUCAGCACAACUUCUGCCACUGAACUGCCUUCCUGCCCUGUGUCUCAUUACCACAGACAUCACUGCCCCGUGUCUCAUUACCACAGACAUUACUGCCCCGUGUCUCGUUACCACAGAUAUUACUGCCCCGUGUCUCGUUACCACAGACAUUACUGCCCCGUGUCUCAUUACCACAGACAUUACUGCCCCGUGUCUCGUUACCACAGACAUUACUGCCCCGUGUCUCAUUACCACAGACAUCACUGCCCCGUGACUCGUUACCACAGACAUCACUGCCCCGUGUCUCGUUACCACAGACAUUAUUGCCCCGUGUCUCAUUACCACAGACAUUACUGCCCCGUGUCUCGUUACCACAGACAUUACUGCCCCGUGUCUCAUUACCACAGACAUUACUGCCCCGUGUCUCGUUACCACAGACAUCACUGCCCCGUGUCUCGUUACCACAGACAUUACUGCCCCGUGUCUCGUUACCACAGACAUUACUGCCCCGUGUCUCGUUACCACAGACAUUACUGCCCCGUGUCUCAUUACCACAGACAUUACUGCCCCGUGUCUCGUUACCACAGACAUCACUGCCCCGUGUCUCGUUACCACAGACAUUACUGCCCCGUGUCUCAUUACCACAGACAUCACUGCCCCGUGUCUCGUUACCACAGACAUUACUGCCCCGUGUCUCGUUACCACAGACAUUACUGCCCCGUGUCUCGUUACCACAGACAUUACUGCCCCGUGUCUCGUUACCACAGACAUUACUGCCCCGUGUCUCGUUACCACAGACAUUACUGCCCCGUGUCUCGUUACCACAGACAUUACUGCCCCGUGUCUCGUUACCACAGACAUUAUUGCCCCGUGUCUCGUUAUCACAGACAUUACUGCACCAUGUCUCGAUACCACAGACAUUACUGCCCCGUGUCUCAUUACCACAGACAUUACUACCCCGUGUCUCGUUACCACAGACAUUACUGCCCUGUGUCUCGUUACCACAGACAUUACUGCCCCUCAUUAUCUGAUUGCUAUGAUAUUGCCUUAUUGCCCCAGUACUGUGCUUGUUAUUAUUAUGCCUUUUUGCCCUAG